Molecule: messenger RNA, 2967 nt
Organism: Menidia menidia (Atlantic silverside)
Lineage: Eukaryota; Metazoa; Chordata; Actinopteri; Atheriniformes; Atherinopsidae
Source: the annotation of a GenBank genome assembly
AUGAACACUGAGGACAAGUUGGAGGGCAUGCUGCUCAAAUGCAGCAGUGGGGGAAUAGACGGGGGCGGGAGGGUGAGCCUGGGCGGCGGCGGCGGGCUGGUGGUAAUGACCCUCGGAGAGCGGUCUCUAGCAAACCAUCCCCUGCUGGCCGAGGACGACGAUGAAGAUGAAGACGACGAAGACUUGACGGGAGGCUCGCUGGUCACUCACGACCUGGUCCCUCCGGAGCAGCUGAUGAUGCAGGAGGAACUGACAAAGAACGGUGGAGCAGGAGGAGAGGAGGAGGGAGGAGGCGAGCUGAGCAUCAAGCAGGAGCUGAAGCUGUCUGACCCCGCGGUCCAUUUAAAGAAGGACAAGAAACCAAUUAAGGAGAUGAUGGUGUGUCCCAAGAAGAAAAAAAGGAAGCAGCGCUCCCCAGCCAAGAUUCUCAGCAUGAAUGAUGAUGGAUCUUUGGGCGCCCCAAACCCCAAAUGUCACGUUUGCGUUCACUGUAACGCUGCCUUCAGAACCAACUAUCACCUGCAGAGGCACGUCUUCAUUCACACCGGUGAGAAGCCGUUUCAGUGCAGCCAGUGCGACAUGCGCUUCAUUCAGAAAUAUCUCCUGCAGAGGCACGAGAAGAUCCACACUGGUGAGAAGCCUUUUCGCUGUGACGAGUGCGGGAUGAGGUUUAUCCAGAAGUAUCACAUGGAGAGGCACAAGAGGACCCACAGUGGAGAGAAGCCCUACCAGUGUGACUACUGCCACCAGUACUUCUCCAGAACCGAUAGGGUCCUGAAGCACAGAAGAAUGUGUCACGAAAACAGAGAGAGAAAAAUGAACAAGAGCGCCGGCAAAGUCGGACCCUCACACGAAGCAGAGUCUUUGGGGUCUCCGUUUCUCCCCAAAGAAUGUUCCCUACCCAAGAAGAAGCGCCAAAAAUGUGCCGAAAAGAGCUCGGGCGGACCCAUUUCUGUCCAGCCAGAAGGAAGCGCUUAUGCUGUUAAAGAACCAGAAGAGAAUGAGGGCCAGAGCCAAGAUAAGAAUGAAAGUCCAUCUCUAUAUGCCGUGUCCUCCAAGGUAAAAGACGAGUAUGUGAUAACGGAUUACUCUGUGGAACUACCUGAGGAAGCAGCCAGCCAGCACGCCGAUGGAGAAAUGUCAUCAGGAGAGACCACCCCACCCAAAAUAGUCCUGAAGAAAGUCCCCAAGAGGACUCUGAAACAGUCCGGUGAGCAAAACCCUCCCUGCCUGCCUACUUUGUCCACUUACGAGGAAAACGAUAAGUACACCUUUGACAUUGUGGACAAGCAGAGCCUUUUAGAGGUGGAAGGCAGCGCGGAGCUGGAAGCGGUGGAAACUCUUCAGGGAGGACCCGCCAAACCGGCGGCCAGCAGCACAAACUACGACGACGCCAUGCAGUUCCUCAAGAAGAAGCGUUACCUGCAGGCGGCCAUGUCCAGCGCCGGCCGGGACUACGGCCUGGCCGCCCAGCCCUCCGUCACGCAGACGGUGGUGUCCACCGUCAUCGACGAGACGGUCCCGGCCACCAUCCUGGAGCCCCAGCCAAUAAGCACAGAGAUAAAGAGCACUCACGACAAGAACGUCUUGCCCGACGAGGUCCUCCAGACGCUGUUGGACCACUACUCCAACAAAGCCAACGGGCAGUCGGACAUCUCCUUCAGCGUGACCGACACCGAGGUCACCUCCAGCAUAUCCAUCAACUCCUCGGACGUUUCGGACACCGGCCCCGUGGAGAGCCUGGGGGUGCCCAGCGCCCCGGCUCAGCCGCCCACUGAGAAAGUCAGCCUCCUGCAAGAGUACUCGAAGUUCCUCCAGCAGGCCCUGGAGAGGACCAGUCAGAACGACAGCUAUCUGACCAGCCAGAGCCUCAGCCUGGUGUCCGAAAACCCCACCUUAGCCGGACAGCCUCUGUUCUCCACGGAGAAACAGUUCCCCUCCCCGAGCCGGUUCAAAUCAGGGAUGAGCUCUCCGCUCCGCUCCACUUUAGAGAAACCUCACUUUGGGCUACUGGUGGGAGACUCCCAGCACUCGUUUUCGUUUUCAGGUGACGAGACCUCGCCCCCCUCCGCGGUGUCCCCGGCCGAGGAGGACUUCAUGGAGCAGGUCUCACCCUCUAAAAAGACUGACUCCUCGGCGGGGAUUCUGCAAACUUUCCAGAUAAGCUCCUUCGAUCACAACUUCAAAUCACAUUUCCAGACGUUGAGAUCUGGGGCCCCCUCGCAGUUUACCGUUGCCAACGGACAAAUGAGUGUCCGAGGACACAGCACAGACUUCUCAGAGUUCCCCCUAGUCCGGGUCACCGAGUCCAGGUCUCAACUGAACUCCUCCCCCGACGUUUCAACCAGUGAAUCGUUUGGCUGAAGACACACGGGGAGAACUCUUCAUUUGUUGAUCAUUUCAGCAGCACUUUAUCAAAUCUCCCCUGUUUUUGUUUUUUUUUGCCAAAUCAUGUCCCAUUUCAAAAUACGUGCUCUUUCUUAAAUCACUUAAAAAGUGGUCAUGUUUUGUUUUUCCUUAACUUAAACCUGUCACAUAAAACGCGCGACCACAUAUAAAACCGUGCUACAGUUCACAUUUCCCUGUUGAAAAAGGCAUUUCCUGUCCUGGAAUGUACAGCAUCCUAAGAGAUUAAGUGACCAAAGUGUAAUGCAGGAGUUUUGUAAAUAUUCUCACACUUUUGCCGCCACAGAGUUUAUUUUUAAUGUCGAUGUCAGUUUGCCUUGCUCAAAACAGAUUCAGCCUCUCUGCUCAACGCAAUAUUUCUACUUCCAACAUGUCGGCUGCGUGUGUGUGUGUUUGCCUUUUUGUUCUUACUGUAGCUACCUCCCCUCGCUGUUUGUUUGCAUUCGUUCUUUAUUCCAGGUGGUUAAUUACAGCAUUAUAACACAACAGCACAAUCAUUCUUUACGUUAUAGUCACUUUAUACUCGAAGCAAAGACAUUUCCACAUCCAGACUGCUGACCU